AUGGCCGUUGGAGGUGGUUCAGCUGGUGAAGGAGCUGGAGUAAUCUACUUGUGGUUUGAUGGGUUCUCUGUUUGGUCUUACGAUGAUUCAUUUGUGGACACGGUUUUGAUGCGCUAUAUGUGGCGUAAGGUGAAAAAAUUCCAUCUUGACAUAAAGGAGGAAUACUACCACUCUAACAUUGAUUCCUGGAUUCACUUUGCAAUUGAUCAUCAAGUGGAAGAAUUUUUUCUCAACUUGAAUAAUUGCGGGUGGGAUAAUUGGUGGGAGGAUUACACAUGGUCUCCAUUGCUUAAUCAUUGCUCUUCCUUGACUAAGCUAUGUUUGAGAGGCUGUCGUUUCUCAUCCAGCGAUAGUAUUAGUUGGAGUUCGCUUAAGUCCUUGUCCAUUCAAAACGUGAGUGAUGAUGUGCUUCAGAAGAUUUUGAUGGGCAGCCCCAUUCUUGAACACUUGAAUUUGAUAGGAUGCAGGAGUGUAAAAGGAAUACAAUCGAGAAGUUUGAGAGAGUUGGUGAUUGAUGCUUGUUGGGCAGACUACCCUUUGGAGAUUUCGACUCCUUGUUUGCUGUCUUUACGUGUGAGAAGUGCUUAUUUUUGUAAGUCAAUACGAAUUAUCGAAGCACCGUCCUUAGUUAAAGCUGAAUUAGAUUUCGGUCCAGCCAAAUCAGAUUGCCGCCUGUUAAAGGAAUUGCUUUUCAAGCUGCAGAAUGCAACUCAAAUUCUUUUCGGUGCUUGGUGCUUUCAGGUUAUGUUGCCUUUGAAGGUAGAAGAUGUGCAGGAUUCGUUGCUGAAUUGCAAGUCUCUGACGCUACACGUGCCCAUUCGUGAAUUCAGCUUUCCUGCUAUAGCAAAUAUGCUAGCAACUACACCAAAUUUGGAGAAGCUUGUCAUAAAAUUUGAGCUAUCUGCUUGGGACGCCUCGUGGGUAUAUUCUUUAAACUCUAAGUCACAUGUUUAAAUAUUUCAAAGGGUUAACCGGAAUGCACCAUCCAAAUUCUCUCCAUUCCUUUGUCUUUUUGAGUCCAUUAAUUA
Syzygium oleosum is the source of this 1028-nucleotide messenger RNA. Its product is annotated as F-box/LRR-repeat protein At3g03360-like. Bases 1 to 954 code for a protein of 317 amino acids. The transcript is spliced from 3 exons. Lineage: Eukaryota; Viridiplantae; Streptophyta; Magnoliopsida; Myrtales; Myrtaceae. The record is from RefSeq and is a predicted model, not a curated record.